AUGCCUGGCCGACUGCCCUCAAGUGCCGAUUUCCCAUCCUCUGCGAAGUUGAGCAUCACGCCACCGCCCACUCCACAACCGCCCACCAACGUUUUGAUCCUGUUGCACGGCCUUGGCGACACGAAUGCGUCCUUUACAAGACUGGGACAACAACUAAAUCUGCCAGAGACAGUAUGCAUCGCUGUACAAGCACCCGCCCCACUGCCAUUCGAUCUCGGCGGUUUUCAUUGGGGUGAUGACAUGAUAUUCGAUCAGAAGACGGGUGAAAUGGACAUGGACACUGGGUUCAAGGCGUCUAUGCGACUCGUCCUGGACAGUGUGAUUCGCGAGGGGCUGAUGAAGAAGUGUGGCUACAAAGCGCGUGAGAUGAUCCUCUUUGGCUUUGCGCAAGGCGGCAUGGUUGGCCUACAAGCAGCGGCAGAGCUUGAUGGCGAAGAGCUGGGCGGGGUCAUAAGCAUAGGAGGCACUCUGCCACUGUCCUUGUCCGUGAAAGCACAGGAAAAGAAGAGCAAGACUCCGGUUCUGGUAUGCAAGGCAUCCAGAAACUCGGCAGUCACCGACGGCUCCGUGUCGAGAAUCAAGGGCGUCUUCGAAUACGUAGAGAUCAAGGAAUGGGCUAAAAGGGGUGACGGCAUGGCGAGUAACCGCGAGGAAAUGAUGCCAAUCAUGCAAUUCUUCGCCCGCCGGUUGCGAAGCACUCGAGGCGUCCCCGCAGGCAGUGUUGAGUUGACAUGA
Plenodomus lingam JN3 is the source of this 735-nucleotide messenger RNA. RefSeq lists its product as uncharacterized. NCBI's taxonomy places the organism in Eukaryota, Fungi, Ascomycota, Dothideomycetes, Pleosporales, Leptosphaeriaceae. Gene Ontology annotation, molecular function: carboxylic ester hydrolase activity; palmitoyl-(protein) hydrolase activity. The record is from RefSeq and is a predicted model, not a curated record. Gene Ontology annotation, biological process: protein depalmitoylation. Gene Ontology annotation, cellular component: cytoplasm.